AAUUUUGUCCGACAUCACUGGGUGCACAGACGGAGACAGGAGGGGAAAUGUAAGCAGUGUGGAAAGGGCUUUCAGCAGAAGUUCUCCUUCCAUAGUAAAGAGAUUGUGGCCAUCAGUUGUUCCUGGUGCAAGCUGGCGUUUCAUAACAAAGUCACCUGCUUCAUGCUACACCACAUCGAGGAGCCGUGUUCCCUGGGGGCUCACGCAGCUGUCAUUGUGCCUCCCACCUGGAUCAUUAAGGUGAAGAAACCUCAGAACUCAUUAAAGACUUCAACGCGACGAAAGAAGAGAACAUCUUUUAAAAGAAAAGCCAGCAAAAGAGGCAAUGAAGAUAACAAAGGUCGGCCAUUUGUGAUAAAGCCUAUCUCCUCUCCACUCAUGAAACCAUUGCUGGUUUUUGUCAAUCCAAAAAGUGGAGGGAACCAGGGCACCAAGAUUCUCCAAACGUUUAUGUGGUAUUUGAAUCCACGCCAAGUAUUUGAUCUCUCUCAGGAAGGGCCAAAAGAUGCGCUGGAGCUGUACAGAAAAGUGCCAAACCUGCGGAUCCUGGCCUGUGGUGGGGAUGGGACGGUUGGGUGGAUCCUCUCCAUCCUAGAUGAACUGCAGCUCAACCCCCAGCCUCCUGUGGCUGUCCUUCCACUUGGCACUGGGAAUGACCUUGCCCGCACCCUCAACUGGGGUGGGGGUUACACGGAUGAGCCAGUGUCCAAGAUCCUGUGCCAUGUAGAAGAUGGAACCAUUGUCCAGCUGGACCGGUGGAAUCUCCAGGUUGAGCGCAACCCAGAUUUGCCACAGGAUGAGCUGGAGGAUGGGGCUCGUAAGCUUCCACUCAGUGUCUUCAAUAAUUACUUCAGCCUUGGGUUUGAUGCACAUGUUACACUGGAGUUCCAUGAAUCCAGAGAAGCGAAUCCAGAGAAAUUCAAUAGCCGAUUUAGAAAUAAAAUGUUUUAUGCAGGGGCAGCCUUUUCAGACUUUCUGCAAAGAAGCUCAAGAGAUUUAUCCAAGCACGUUAAAGUUGUGUGUGAUGGUACAGACCUGACUCCAAAGAUCCAGGAGCUGAAGUUCCAGUGUAUAGUGUUUUUAAAUAUUCCCAGGUAUUGUGCUGGCACAAUGCCCUGGGGAAACCCUGGAGAUCACAGAGACUUCGAGCCUCAGCGGCAUGAUGAUGGCUACAUUGAAGUCAUUGGGUUCACGAUGGCCUCACUGGCUGCUCUCCAAGUGGGUGGUCACGGAGAGAGGCUGCAUCAGUGCCGUGAGGUGACGCUUUUAACAUACAAGUCAAUCCCCAUGCAAGUGGAUGGUGAACCUUGUCGUUUGGCUCCCUCGCUCAUUCGGAUCUCAUUAAGGAACCAAGCCAACAUGGUGCAGAAAAGCAAGAGGAGAACAUCCAUGCCUCUGCUGAAUGAUCCUCAUUCCAUCCCAGAUCGCCUGCGGAUCAGAGUGAACCGGAUUAAUUUGCAAGAAUAUGAGGGGCUACUUUAUGACAAGGAAAAACUGCGUGAAGCUUCUACCCCCUUAGGAAUUAUAGUUGUACGAGGAGAUUGUGACUUGGAGACCUGUCGGAUGUACAUUGACCGUCUUCAAGAGGACCUACAGUCGGUAUCUUCUACUACACAGAGAGUUCACUACCAGGACCAAGAAAGCUCUUUCCCAAGAGUGCUUUCUGUUCAGAGGCUCUCUCCUAGAUGGUGCUUCCUAGAUGCAACUUCUGCUGAUCGUUUUUACCGCAUUGACAGAUCUCAGGAACAUUUGCACUUUGUGACGGAAAUUUCGCAGGACGAGAUUUUUAUUCUGGACCCAGAGCUGGUAAUGUCACAGCAGGGCGGGACGCCACCCGGAAUGCCUGAUCUGGUAGUGGAGCAGGCCUCUGGAAUAUCAGAUCGGUGGAACCCUGCGGUUCGAAAGAGGAUGCUGAGCGACAGUGGCCUUGGCAAGAUUUCCCCGCACUACGAGGUACCCGACAAACAAAAGGACGCCAGCCAGACCCAUAUGCUGCAGUCACCAGUCUCUUCAGAAGAUCAAGCACUUUUACAGGCAGUCAUAGCUGGUGAUCUGCUGAAGUUCAUAGAAUGCUGUAAAAAAGGAGCCAAUUUGUUAAUCCAAGGACCCGACCAUGGCUCCUUGCUGCACCACGCUGCCAAGACUGGGCACGGCGAGAUUGUGAAAUAUAUCCUGGAGCAUGGUCCAUCUGAAUUGCUGGACAUGACAGACAGCGAAACGGGUGAGACGGCGUUACAUAAGGCGGCCUGCCAGCGCCAUCGUGCUAUCUGCCAGCUCCUGGUGGAUGCGGGAGCCUCACUGAGAAAGACAGACUCCAAGGGUAAGACCCCUCGUGACAGGGCUCAGCAAGCUGGUGACCCAGAUCUGGCCUCCUACCUGGAGAGUCGACAGAACUACCAAAUGGUUCCCCAUGAGGAUCUGGAGACAGCAGUCUGA
This is a messenger RNA of Cygnus atratus (black swan), 2436 nucleotides long. It is a transcript of the gene DGKI, whose product is annotated as diacylglycerol kinase iota. NCBI's taxonomy places the organism in Eukaryota, Metazoa, Chordata, Aves, Anseriformes, Anatidae. The transcript has 28 exons. The coding region runs from base 163 to 2436 and encodes 757 amino acids. Gene Ontology annotation, biological process: regulation of synaptic transmission, glutamatergic; lipid phosphorylation; diacylglycerol metabolic process. Gene Ontology annotation, cellular component: nucleus. Gene Ontology annotation, molecular function: protein binding; ATP-dependent diacylglycerol kinase activity. The record is from RefSeq and is a predicted model, not a curated record.